AUGCAAAACCGCCUGGAAGAUCUUGACUUUGCUGACGAUAUAUGUAUGCUAUCACAUAGAUUUCAAGACGCAAAAGAACAGACCAUCAGUCUUGAAUCAACAGCAAGACAAAUAGGCCUUCUAAUCAAUCCAGUAAAGGCAAAGAUAAUGAAAAUAAACACUGCUCAGACAAAGAAACUACAAAUAAGACACAAAGAAGUAGAAAAUAUAGAAGAAUUCACAUACCUGGGCAGUAUCAUCAGCACUACAGGUGGAACCGACGAAGACAUAAAAGCUCGGAAAAGGAAAGCUCAACAAGCCUUUGCCAUGCUAAAACCAGUCUGGAGAAGCACCACCUUGAGAACUAGUACCAAACUAAGGCUUUUCAACUCUAAUGUCAAAUCUGUUCUUCUCUAUGGGUCCGAAACCUGGAGAGAAACAUCAGCAUCCAUCAAGACACUCCAAGUCUUCUUAAACCGCUGUCUAAGAAACAUCCUUGGUGCGAGAUGGCCAGAUACGAUUAGUAACAAAGAACUGUGGAAAAGAACCAAACAAGAACCAAUUGAGAUAACAAUUAGAACAAGAUGGAAGUGGAUUGGACACACUUUAAGAAAACCUACAUAA
Ostrea edulis (European flat oyster) is the source of this 603-nucleotide messenger RNA. RefSeq lists its product as uncharacterized. The coding region runs from base 1 to 603 and encodes 200 amino acids. The record is from RefSeq and is a predicted model, not a curated record. Lineage: Eukaryota; Metazoa; Mollusca; Bivalvia; Ostreida; Ostreidae. The transcript has a single exon.